UUAAAUCUUCCCCAAAGCGAGCGGUGGAACUGGUUACGGUGUGGCCUUGGGACGUUCCGUUCUUUUGAGUUUAAACACUAAUUCUACAUUUGUAUUGUCACUUGCAGAAUGAUAGUGAGCGUACAAUACUUUAGAAGCAAUCUUCAGAGAUACAUGGAGAAGCAGUUUCUCAAGUUUUGGCUUUGGAGUCCCUAAACUUCAGGUAUUGUCGAAGUUGAAGACUAAUCUCAGGUUGCAGACAAAUAUUUGAUGCCAUUAUUCAAGUUGGAGCAUGUUCCAGGGAUGCCAAAUUAUCCUGUUCUGUGUGAGCUGAGGGAAACCAGAAGAGGAGGAAGCAGGAAACACCACAGUUUGCACACAGCAGCAACAGCACGAUUUCUCUCUGAUUGCUCAGAGGAUGCACAGUUCUGAUCUUCUAAACUAUCUGACAAGUGAUAGGUUGAACAUAUCUGCAGAUUGAUAUGGCUCGACACAGACUUGGAACUCUGAAGAGAAAAUUCUACGCUACAAGUAUCACAAUCCUCUGCCUCUCCACGGUAUUCUAUAAGGUAUGCUUUCGGAAAGGAAACCUAUUGCUCAAAAAGAGAUUAAACGGCACAGAGUCUGAGACGCUUCAAUAUAACUCACUUCACUUCAGUGUACAGGAUAUACUGCGAGGUAAAGAUGAUGGGCCAAGUCAUGACUAUCUCAUCCAAGAUUCAUUUUGGACAUCUCUUCAGGCAAAACAGAAAGAUCAAAAUUAUUCUGGAAUUGUCUUGAAGAGCAGCAUGGAAAAAGAGCUCAGCAAAUCAAAAAUCCAGUUUCAAGGAACAAUCAAUUCAAAGAAUCUUCUGCACCCAUCUGAAAUUACCAGACAUUUAUCCAGAAUUCAGCAACUAAAGGCAACAACAAUCAUUUUCAAUGUAGCAUCGAAACCCACAAAGAAGAAGCUCCUGCAUAAUAAGCAGUGGAAUUCCGGGAUGGUUUGGAAUGAAGACAGCACUUCAAACAAUCUCAACCGGCGCCUACAGAAUUCCAAAAACAAUUAUGCCUCAAUGAAUAGAUAUGCUGUGAACUUCACCGGAAAAAGAAAUUUGAAGAAACUCAGCAGCAAAGAACUGUUAUGUGAACUGAAACAGAGAGUCCAAGUAGCAUCCAUUGAAUUUGGAGAUGAGUCCUUCACAGCCCCUGACUGGCAAAAAUACAUUCCAAACAAGAACCUUACCCAAGCACUUGGCCCAUUCAAUACUUGUGCUGUUGUGGCAUCAGCUGGCUCAAUCCUCCGUUCGAGGCUUGGAGAUGAAAUAGAUGCCCAUGACGCCGUUCUGAGGUUCAAUGGGGCACCUACCAUAGGAUUUGAAUCUGAUGUGGGGAGACGCACAACAAUUCGGCUAGUUAAUUCACAGGUCCUCUUCAGGCCAGAGUUCAAGUUUCAUGAUAAUACUUUAUACAGAACAGGCACCUUAUUAGUGUGGGAUCCAUCGCCAUAUUCAGCUAAUCUGACUGAGUGGAUUAAACAUCCAGACUAUAACUUCUUUGAGUAUUACAAAAAAUAUCGUCAAAAUAAUCCAGACCAGCUCUUCUAUAUUAUAAACCCCAAGAUGGAAUGGCAGCUUUGGGACAUCGUGCAAGAGAACACAGCUGAAAAUAUUCAGCGCAACCCUCCCUCCUCUGGGAUGAUGGGUAUUCUGUUAAUGAUGACCAUUUGCAAUCAAACGGAUGUUUAUGAAUUUAUACCCUCAAGACGAAAAACAGAUCUCUGUCAUUACUAUGAAAGGUUUCAGGACCAAGCCUGUACAAUGGGUGCCUACCACCCCCUAAUGUUUGAGAAGAACUUGGUGAAACGUAUAAAUCAAGGUUCAGAUGAGGAGAUCUACAUGCAAGGCAAAGUUACGUUACCUGGAUUCCGAACCUUCCAGUGUCCUUAGGCAGAAAAAAAUACAAGCUGUCACUGCUUGAUUUAUCAUCCUGUGAAUCUCCAUUACAGUUUACUUAUUAUUAUCAUUUUGAUUUUUCUUUUUGUCUCUCACCUUUAAUUUGCAGAAAAUCUUUAUCGAAUCUAAGCACUUACCAUCAUUUUCCAGUCUUCAGUGUUUGGAACCAUGGAAUACAUGGGAGAAAAGUGUAAAUGUUGCACCAUUGUUUGUAAAGAGUGUGACACGCUCAGCAACCUCAGUCCAGUUUGCCUUGGGAAAGCCUCUAGAAAUAAUAAUUUUGGACAAAAUAAAAAAUGAGUUUGGAAAUUGCCAGCUCAUUAAGGAAAGCCAGUGUGAAUUUGUUGAGACCAAGUUCUGAAGUUAACAGAAUACCAAUAACGCUGAUACUGUAAUGCAUGUGGACUAUCAAAUGGCCUUUGUAUUUGAGUAAUUGUGGAAUCACUUCUGCUGUUAUACAUUAUGUUCUGUGUUGUAGCAAGCAUUGACUGGUUAAGUAUAGUCAGUACUCUCCCAAAAGGCAAGUCACUGAGCUGUAUGGUCUUUGUACUGGCAUUGCAACUGCCCUGUAGAGAGGAACCUCGAUUAUCCGAAUAUCGAUUAUCCAAAUUUUGGAUUAUCCGAAGAAGAUUUCAAGGUCCCCCAAAAAUAUUACAUCAAAGAGGUAAGUGUAUUCGAUUUACCUGUACUGAAGAACAUGUGAAAAUGCUGGCAAAACAAAGAAACACAAGCAGCUCAAGCAUCAGUGACUGGAUAUAUUUUAGGUAAGGGUUAGUACACAGCCCUUUGCAACAGUAACUGUUUUAUAGUAUUCCUGUCACUUUACCGGGCUAUUCAUGGAAAAAACUGGCUGAGAAUGUAAGCGCAUGUGCAAAACGGUGCUUCUGUCUUUCUUUUGCGAGACUGAGUUCCCAGAAACGGACAAAUGCACUUGUGAUCGUAGCAGCUGUUCGGGACCUUGUUUACUGCUGUCUUCACCACUCCUUGCCAAAUGCUAAUGACUGCUGGAUUUUAAAAAAGUUUCCUCAUGUUAUCAUUGCUUAUUUUGCUCAUCAUGUGAAAUCUGUGUCCUGUUGUGCUUAAUUUGUUGAAAUUAUAGAUUUAAACAAAUUCUCCGGUAAGCGCAGUGUUAAAUCAGCAUGCUAUUUAAAGUAAAAUUGAUUAUCUGAAUAAUCAGUUCUCGAAACGAAAUAGUGCCUGCUCAUCUCGUUCGGAUAAUCAAGGUUGCUCUGUAACUCAGUUACCACAUUACAGGUGACCCCUGUUUCUGUGGAAUCAUUUUGCAUGGUUUCAGUUACCCAUAGUUUACUGCGGUCCAAACGUAUUAUUGGUAAGCUUCCAGAACCAGGGACCAAGAGGCCCCCGUGAAAGUAGGUUUCCCAUUUAAAUGAAUGGGUUUAUUCCUAUCCAUGGUUUUAGGCUUCUAGGUUAGAUUAGAUUAGAUUACUUACAGUGUGGAAACAGGCCCUUCGGCCCAACAAGUCCACACCGACCCGCCGAAGCGCAACCAACCCAGACCCAUUCCCCUACAUUUACCCCUUCACCUAAUACUAUAGGCAAUUUAGCAUGACCAGUCUUUGAAUGUAUCCCCCACUGGUAUGGGGCAGACUACUGUACUCAAUGUGAUUGGUGAAAUCUUUUUUGGCCUAAUGAUAACUGUGAUCUUGCAAUUGUUCAGCUCUUGCAAGCUCAACUCAAUCUUAAGUGUGUUAAUAAUAUAAUUCUUGGCACACUUUGGAUUGUUCAGCACAUGAGUCACAUUGUAAGCUUAACUGAUCACGUAGCUCCUAGCUAGCAAGCACACAUAUAUUCCUACGCAAUGACCCAUCUUUAGCAGGAGAAAAGGAACCCAUUCACCAAUUGCCCCUUUUUAGAUUUAAGGAAAAGAAUGGAUGACUGUAGUUCCCUGAUGUAUUUACCAUAGCAACACCUCAGCCCAUCAGAAUUAAUUUGCCAACCAACACAUACCCUCUUCUCAUGCAGGAGAAAGUGACGACUGCAAAUGCUGGAGAUCAGAGUCGAAAGUGUGGUGCUGGAAAAGCACAGCGGGUCAGGCAGCAUCCAAGGAGCAGGAGAAUUGAUAUUUCAGGCAUCAUUCUGAUGAAGGGCUUAUGCCUGAAAAGUCAAUUCGCUUGCUCCUAUGAUGCUGCCUUACCUGUGCUUUUCCAGCAACACAUCCUCUUCUCAAGCAGUUAUGUUUACUCUGCCUUUAGAAUUUGGCAUUCUUACAUUCGUCCAGACUAGUGUAAGACAUGUAACUUUGACAGCUUGUCUCAUUUUUCAGAAGUAUAAUUUUUCUUUUUCACAAAUUAUUCUGAAAGCACAGAAGAAAAAAAUCUACAGAAAUUGUGUAUCCAUACUGAACUUAAGUAUUAUAUAAAUAUUUAAAAGCUUUCCCUUAUUCCCUAGUUGUGGAAUAAAGGUUGUAUGGAAAUGUGAUUAACUGUCAGCUUGCAGUCUGACUCCAGUGCAUAUACCUGAACAGUCAUAUCUCUUGAUGUUCAGUUAAAAUUUCUUCUCCUCAUUUUUAGUCCUAUUUUUGUUUGAUGUACCUCAAAACAGUUUCUCCAGAGGUGUACUUCCGGGUAGGAGGACAAAGAUUUUCUCAGUUCACCAUGUGUGAUGAAAUGCUAAAUAGAAGUACAACGUACCAAUGUAACAACAUAGAAAACCAACCACCUUCCAAAGAGUUCACAAAACCUCGUGCUAUCUAGAAGAAUUAGUCCAUGAAGCUACAAAAAGAAAGUGCCAGACCUGCUGAGUUUCUCUGGCAUUAUCUGUGGAGACAUAGAAAUAGAGUUAACAUUGUGACUCAACUCUUCAGAUGAGCAAGAGAAAACAGAGUUAAUGUUAAGUUCACUAUGACUUCUUCAGGAGAAGUUGAGAAGAGGAAUCGUAUUGGACUUGAAACACCAAUUCUGUCGCUUCCUCCACAGAUACUACUGAGUUUCUCCAGCACAUUGUUUCCUUUUCAGAUUUCCAGAAUCCACAGUAUAUUUUAAUUAUAAUUGUCCAUAAACCUACAUGAAUUUGUGUAUGUUGGUGCAUAUUGUCUGUGGGACUAAAACAUUAUUUCAAAAAUUGUUUGAAAUGAUGUGGGAUAGAUUUUGGGACAGGUAUUUCUGGAUAUACCAUUGAAUGGGUGUGAAAGUGAUUCUAUUGUUGUAAUGAAUUAAAUGUAUCCAUGUUAUAAUGUAUGAAAAACCUUGUACAUAUUUAAUCUCAAACUUGAAAUGUGAACUGUGAAGAAUGUACAGCAUACAAAUGGGCCAUUAAAUCUGCAGAUCCACUUUAAACGUAUUCAUAAAUAUCUAGUUGCACUUUAAAGAAACAAAUUGAAAGUUUUGCGUGAAACAGCUGAGAAGUUUUUUUUUAAUACUGUACAUGAACCUCCUCCCAUUCCCCUUCAUCGAACCCAAUAAACAUAACCUCCUUGUCACUUCCCUUUCUUGUCUUUGCCCAACCUCCUCUUAAAUGCAUCUACAAUAUGUCUCAACUGCUCCUUGUGGUGAGUUUCUUAGCAUAAGGACUUUUUGGAUUCAUUGGAGAGAAAUUUGAUGGAUUCUAAAAUAAAAUCUACCAUUAUCCAUUUAAGCUUUCACCUGAGCUAAAGAGAAGACUUUUGAAAGAAAAAAUCAACUUCUAUUCAAUUUGCAAUUACUGUUUUUGGCAAACAUUCAAUGAGGAUUUGACCACUGAGCAUUUUACUUACUGUCAUUUGUCACAUGUUUUACAUUAUUACCUCUAUCUCCACAGCCAACAGCACUAAAGUCUUUUAAAAAAAUCAAAGGUUAUGAAAAUUUGCUUUUGUGUAGUCUAUAAUCUGUGUUCUAAGAAUUAUAUUGGAGAUUCAAACAGCAAAAAUUUGUAGUUGCAAAUGAAUACACAGCCUCAAAACAACUUUGUGUUAAUUUAAAUUUAAUUUUCAAUCCGCUAUUUGUACAUCUAGGAAUAAUCAGAGAAAUGUAAACCAUCAGACUGAUUUGUCUGUUAUGGUCUGUUGUGUUUUCAACCUGUAACUUAAUCUCAGUGAAAGAUAUUCAUUAAUGUUAUUUUAAGAUCAGAUCUGUAUGACGAGCAACCUGAGUAGCAUUUCUAAACAACUUACAUCCUGUGGUGUUACCUGUCAUUCAAGAAACAUUGAAAAUUAUUGGACAGAUAUUGGGUUAGCAAUUCAUUUUGGUUGGGACUUUGAAUCUCAAACUGUGAUUUAUUUUGCUAGUAGUGAAGAUUAUAGUAGUCAAAGAAAGUAAAUCACUGGUUUAUGGACUAUUUUAAAAAACUGAAUUCAUCUUUAGUGGAGUAGCUUGACUUUAUACAGCUGUUGUUGUAAUGAGGAGCUAAACUGAUUGUGAAAUAAUCAGCCAGAUUUUUUCAUCUGCAAACAUUUUUUCAGAUGCUAUUAAAUAAAAAGAUUUCAGAAAUAA
Hemiscyllium ocellatum (epaulette shark) is the source of this 6340-nucleotide messenger RNA. RefSeq names its product beta-galactoside alpha-2,6-sialyltransferase 1-like. The record is from RefSeq and is a predicted model, not a curated record. The coding region runs from base 462 to 1907 and encodes 481 amino acids. NCBI's taxonomy places the organism in Eukaryota, Metazoa, Chordata, Chondrichthyes, Orectolobiformes, Hemiscylliidae. Gene Ontology annotation, molecular function: sialyltransferase activity. The transcript has 8 exons.